Molecule: messenger RNA, 660 nt
Organism: Haemonchus placei
Lineage: Eukaryota; Metazoa; Nematoda; Chromadorea; Rhabditida; Trichostrongylidae
Source: the annotation of a GenBank genome assembly
AUGAAUCCGACGGAGGAGGAAUUGCAGGUAAACAAAGAUAAAGUGUAUUGGCUCAACCUACCCCCGAUUAAUUGCGUCUUACGGUGUGGGUCUGUGAUCCCACAUAAAAAUGCAAUACCUUUUNACACCAACAACUCCGGCUCAACCGAGGCGGAAGAGUUCACACAAGAAGAACUCCAAGAAUUCGCUCAAGCGUUCAAGAUGUUUGACAAAGAUGGCAACGGUACGAUGAAUAUCAAGGAGUUAGGUGUGGCAAUGCGAACGUUGGGCAUGAAUCCGACGGAGGAGGAAUUGCAGAAUAUGGUCAACGAAUAUGACGUCGAUGGUAACGGCAAAAUCGACUUUGGUGAAUUCUGUAAGAUGAUGAAGGAAAUGAAUAAAGAAACGGAUCAGGAAUUGAUACGACUUGCCUUCAAGGUGUUCGACAAGGACGGUAACGGCUACAUCACCGCCCAAGAGUUUAAGCAUUUCAUGACGACGAUGGGAGAACGAUUCACCGAAGAAGAAGUUGAUGAGAUCAUCAAAGAAGUCGACAAGGACGGCGAUGAGCAGAUCGACUACGAAGAAUUCGUGCAGAUGAUCGCUCCAAUCGUUUCCGAAGGCAACAAAGAUGAUCCGUUUGCAGAACCUCCUCCAGCCUCCGCUACCACAACAAAGUGA